Molecule: messenger RNA, 2833 nt
Organism: Salvia hispanica
Lineage: Eukaryota; Viridiplantae; Streptophyta; Magnoliopsida; Lamiales; Lamiaceae
Product: rab GTPase-activating protein 22-like
Biological process (GO): activation of GTPase activity
Molecular function (GO): GTPase activator activity
Source: RefSeq, a predicted model, not a curated record
AGGAAAGAGAAGAAAAGAAAAGAAAGAAAGAAAAAAGAAACGAUCUUUGCGUGUUAAUGGCGCCUGAGGUCGUAAACGCUAUUCCUCAAUCUCUGUUAGUCAGAGAUUUUUCAAUUUUCGCAUUCAGCAGUUAUUUCUGAUCGGGUAGGAUCGAGUCGAAAAUUGCGAUUGAGUGAUAAUUUGAUGAUACGGUUGGAGGAGAGUGAUAAGCUGAGGAGUUAAUACUUUGUAGGUGAGAAUAGAGGGGAGUGGGGUUUAGGUGAUGUCUUUCGACGCAGGCGAGAGGCAAUGGAAAUGCGUAGCUCCAGUGAGUUUUCAGAGAGUGAGUUCGAUUGUGCGCGAUAUUGGGGAGCCUUGUCUAUAUCAGUCACCAUUAAAGGUUGUGUCGACUGCAGGAAAGAUGCUUAAGCCAGAUAAGUGGCAGUCAACCUUUGACAGCAAUGGAAAAAUUUCUGGUUUCCGGAAAGUGCUGAAGCUAAUCAUUUUGGGGGGUGUUGAUCCCUCCAUACGAGCUGAAGUCUGGGAAUUUCUUUUGGGUUGUUAUUCAUUGAGCAGCACUGCUGAACAUAGGAAGCAAUUAAGAGCUGCUAGGAGAGAACGUUACAGAGACCUUGUUAAGGAAUGUCAAGUGAUGCACUCUAGCAUAGGAACUGGUUCCUUGGCUUAUGUCGUAGGGUCUAAAGUCAUGGAUAUGAGGCUGAGUUCUCAAGAAGAAAGAAGGGAUGCUGAAGAUCAAACUGAACGAAUUUCGAAAAGCAAAGAUGUUAGUUGUGCUUUAGAUGGAAGCUGUACAGAUAAAUUUGAUACAUGUUUGGAGGAAAACUCUAAUGAUUAUGGUGACCUUGUAUCUGUCCGAAGAAGCACCAUGGGAGGAGCAUAUGAUUCCUCUAGUUAUCCACCUUCUCCUGAUCCAUGCAAUUACAGUUCCCCAAAUGCGUAUGGACCACAUGACUCCGAUUAUGGAUCUGAAAGUUAUUUGGACUUCCCAGCUUUACCCUUUACUAAUUUGUUUGAAGACAAAAAUAACAAAGACGGUGAUGCAGUUAGGUUUCCGGAUCACACAAACUCAACUAGGCGUAAAUUGAGAUAUGAAGAUGAUCAUAUGCACAGUUUUCAGAUUGAAAAUAAUGCAGAUCUUAUAGAGGAAUUAAAUAGUUUGUCAUCUAAUGAUGUCUCUCCACACACUAAUUCUAAUGGUGAAACUAUUCUCCCUGACACGCGUGAGUCGCCUCGGUCAAAUGAUGUGGAAUGCAAAGGACCAAAGCACAAAAUUAGGAUAUCAGAUGUACCAGAUAUACCUGCCAAAUAUGUAAACACAGCCCAGGGAGGAUCUGCUAAUGGAGAUAAAGUCUCUGAAUGGCUUUGGACACUGCACCGAAUAGUUGUUGAUGUUGUCAGAACAGAUAGCCAUCUUGAGUUUUAUGAGGACCCAAAAAAUUUAGCUAGAAUGUCGGAUAUUCUUGCUGUUUAUGCAUGGGUUGAUCCUGGAACAGGAUAUUGCCAAGGGAUGAGUGAUUUAUUAUCCCCUUUUGUGGUUCUUUUUGAUGAUGAUGCCGAUGCUUUUUGGUGCUUUGAGAUGCUCAUAAGGAGAAUGCGUGAAAACUUUACAAUGGAAGGGCCAACCGGUGUCAUGAAGCAGUUGCAAGCACUCUGGCAUAUUUUAGAACUUACAGACAGGGAAAUUUUUUCUCACUUGUCUCACAUAGGUGCUGAAAGCCUUCACUUUGCUUUCCGCAUGCUGCUGGUACUCUUCCGCCGGGAGUUAUCCUUCAAUGAAGCUCUUUGUAUGUGGGAGAUGAUAUGGGCUGCUGAUUUUGAUCUGUCCCUGACCUGUCUUCUGGAUGACAACCACCUGGAUGUAUUGUCCAUACACUUACCUAAAGAAACCGAGGCUGAAUCAGGAGAAGAUAGCUCUGAUAGUAACAAUGUUGGUCCGAAGGCUGGGAUACAAGAAAAACAUGGGACAGCAGAGUGUCCCAUGCCUGACGACACAGGGAUUGGAUCUGGAUCCACCACACCUUUUUGUGGGUUGGGAAAGCCGUUCUGGUCGAGGAAUGAACAAUUCCAUAUCCGUACCCUUUUAUCAACAAAAAAUGGUGAUGAUGAACUGCCUGUUUUCUGUGUAGCGGCUAUUCUCGUUAUGAACCGUAACAAAAUAAUCAGAGAAACUCAUUCAAUUGAUGAUCUAAUAAAGAUAUUUAAUGAUAAUAUAUUGAAGAUCAGAAUCAAGAGAUGUGUACAAACUGCCAUCAAACUACGGAAAAAGUACUUUUACAAGCUUAUCAAAAGUAGGAGUCCAGCAGCUCAGAAUGAGAGUUAAAUUCUGAUCUUCGAUACAUUAGAGAUACUUUUCCUCGGAGCCUUGAGUCCCUGCAGAAUGUUUGAGAAUUAAUGUUUUGGGUAGCAACUAUUUCUCUUCAUAGACCCUUGGAGGAACUGUUAGCCUACAAAAAUUAAAUAAAAAUCAUGCCUGUUUGUGUGCCUCCAAGGAGCAUUCCCCAUCUUUCUGAAGCUCUAUAGGUGGCUUCGUUUUUGUUUCCGUUGAAGGACUACGAAGUGAUGCAAGCUAGAACAUUAGACACUUGAAAAAAGGUUUCCUCAAAAUGGUGAUGCAGGUUAGGACAAUAGACACUGGAAAUGGAAAAAAUGUUGCUUAUAUUCGAAAAGAGUGGUUUAUAUCUUCAAUUUUGAUUUUUGAUCAUGUCAAAACUAUCCCAGUUAUUAAAGAAAUAUAUAUACUAAUAGAAUCAUGUGUAGUCCAUUUUCUUAGACGAAGUAAUUACAUGUAGAAAGUUUUCCACUCUUUAUUAAUUCUACUUUUAUUUGGAGUAAA